ACCAUUUUUGGCACUUUAUAUGACAAAAAUCAGUGAAAUGGCUAUUAUUUUUCCGCACAAAUGAAGUUUCUAGGAAAAAAAUGUUUUUUUUUGUUUUUGGAUUUUUGUUUUCUCCUGCUUCGCAUGGGAUUCGGUCCUGAGUCUUCAGCGCAUACAUACACAAUUACACAUAUUUCUGAGCCAUUCUCAUUGCAGAUGGCGUUUGCAGUUGGCGUCCUUUUGAACAUAAAAUCGUAUAUCACUCUGUUACAUCAUAUGUAAUAUUUUUAUUUCGACCAGUCAGGCGAGCACCGCUGGUAUGUUACCACAACGGCUACCAUGCACGGACGCUCCAUUUCCACUGUUCCCACGCACACUGUAGAACCAGAGUGAAUAAAUAGAGUGACGCAGAGUCUGAAACCAGAAAAACCAAACGAACACUGCAAAGUCGGGUAUUUUCGUCAAUGAAAUAGUCUGCUGGGAGGCAACAAAAAUCCAUCCACUGUUUCCUCACAAUCGGAUUCUUCGGGAACCGAAAAAAACUCACAUUCCUUACUGUUUUUUGUUAUUACACAAAACGCACUUCAUUUUAUCUAUCUCUAUCAAACUUUAUCAAACGAACUUGUUUUAAAUUUAAAUACAAUAACUAUCUUUUCACUCUGACAAUAACAACACUUCGUUGAAGUCAACUGGAACUUGAGCAAAAAGGGGCUGCCAGAAAAAUAUUUUGGUGGAUACAUAAAAAAACCGUGUUGCUGUUUUGACUGAAUUUCUCUCUGCGUCACUCUAUCUAUUCACUCUGUGUAGAACUAGUGUAGGUUUCGUAUAGGAUACAAACGUCAACAUAAAUCAUUCUACAUCGUCCGCCAAAGAGUCAACACCUAAAAUAAAAACCUGAAAGUGAAAGUGAAAAUUGUUAAAGUCAAAAUAUAUUUUUUUUAGUUUACAAUGAACCCGCAAGAUGAAAUAGCAACAACAUCAUCAGCUAUCGAAAACCCAAUGAGUCAUAUACCCAAGCAUGAUGUUGCUGUUUUUGGUGUGUCUUCUGAUUUGAAUGAUAUUAAUUUACCAACCGAUCUGGAUAUCUUGAGAUUUUAAUUUUACUUAAGCGAACGUGCAAAAACAGAACAAAAAAAGGUUUCUUAUAAACAAUUCUCUAAUCACGUAACAGAUAGGUUGGUUGGAAUUUGGGAAAAACUUGGUAUGGAAAUAAUUUCAAAAAAAUAUGUUGCUGUUAAAUUGAAUAGAUUGGUUGACAAAUACCAAGCCGAAAUUAAGAAGACGAAUAGAGACUUUUGAGUGUUUAGCGGUACUCUGAACGAAAUUUUUUAUAUUGGAGCAUGUAAAUGCGAUUUGACGGCAGCUCAAUGUAACUGCGGUUUGGUUCCAGAACGCCUCAAAGAGUUUAUGCACGAUCAACAUAAACAGAGAAGACUAACAAUUGAUGCAUUUCUGAUGGAAAUUAAAGAGCAAGGGACAUCGUCAUCAAUGCCAACAAUGCCAACAUACGAAGAUCCCGAUGAUACAACAUACGUAGACGUACCGAUGACGGUUGAUGAAGAUGUUAUGAAUAGAAGCACAAGUUCACAAUACACAGAAAGAUACGAUUGUUUUAACUUUGCCUUGAUGUGUGACAGAUUUGGUGUGUCUGAUAGAGUAGCGUCAGCAUUGGCAACCAGUCUUUUCAAAGAUUUUGAAAUGAAAGAUCAGCAUGGCGAACCUCUCAUCAUGGAUAAAUCGAAAGUUCGUAGAGAAAGAGAGAGAAAUGCAGACGUAUAGUGCUCCGCAAAAGGUUUGAUGAUUCCAGUUUAAUAGCGUUUUCAUUCGCCGGCAGAAAAGAUGAUACUUAUACGAGAGAAAAAAUUGAUGGUAAGUAUCAUAGUAGGAUGGUAAAAGAACCUCACCUUGUUAUUUUGAGAGAACCGAAUUCUCGAUUGAUUGGUUACGCAAGACUGGUAGAGGAAAGUGUUGAAUACAAAACAACAAAAUUGAAUGAAUUUUUCAACGAUAAAAACAUAUCUCUGGAUGCAUUGAUUGGCAUAUGCACUGACGGUGAGCCAACAAACACUGGCACACACGGUGGAAUUAUACGAAGAUUCGAAUUGCUGCUAAAAAGACCAUUGCAUUGGUUUGUUUGCCUUCUACACUUCAACGAACUUCCGUUUCGACAUUUGUUUGGGGUUUUGGAUAAAUCAUCCACCACUGGACCAACAUCAACAACCGGGAAACUAAGCAAGCAAAUUGAAAAUUCUGAAGCUCUUCCGGUGGUGAGCGACUUUCAGAGAAUUGCGUUGGAAAAUAUGCCUCCUGUUGCAGAACAGCACGAAUAUUCCACCGAUUCGCAGUACUUAUACGACAUGGCACAUGCAAUUUCUAAUGGCGUGGUUUCUGUGGAUCUGGCUAACAUAAAACCAGGGAAAAUUGUACAUUCUCGCUGGCUCACCAAGGCCGCUAGAUUAUUACGAUUAUAUGUGACAAUGAAAAAACCACCUAAAAAUUUAAGAAUUCUGGUUGAAUUUAUAAUUAAGGUUUAUGUGCCAAUGUAUUUUAAUAUCAAGUAUUACAGCUCUGUCGUGUACGGUAGUGUAUUAUUUUUCAAGUACAUUACUUGGGCACAAUUUCUGGAGCCAAAUUUACGUAUGUUGUCAAUCAUGUAAUUAAAAAUAAUCCAUAUUUUGCACAUUCGGAAAAUAUCUUGCUAUCAAUGUUGUUUGAUGAUAGGAAAGAGGUGCGCGACUCUGCUAUCAAGAAAAUUUUACGAUAUCGAGACAAUGUUGAAGACCCAUCGGAACUUAGAGAAUAUAAAAAAACCAGAUAUAAACUUCCAUUGCUUCGAUUACACGAAAAUGAUCGAUUUGACUGAUAAAAAUAACGUAUUUGAACCACCAUUCACGCGAAUCAUUCCGUAUGAAACAUUGAUAGCAUAUUUAAAUGAAGAUGAUUCACCAUUUACUGAUCCGCAUAUUCCAUUACAUAUACAAGGAACGGAACAACACGUUCAACUGCUAGCUAGCGUUUCCAAACGAGUAAUAUCGGAAAAUGUAGAGGCUGUUAUGGAGGCGACAUUAGAGAGCCGUGCGAAAUUGCCCAGUGUUGAAACCAAAAAAGACUUCAAACAAUAACUUUUUAGUUUCUUUCCUAUGUUCUGAUCGAAUAAAUUUUUAAAGAGAAAACAAAAAUCCAAAAACAAAAAUUAAACAUUUUUUUCCUAGAAACUUCAUUUGUGCGGAAAAAUAAUAGCCAUUUCACUGAUUUUUGUCAUAUAAAGUGCCAAAAAUGGUGAUUUUUUGAUAUUUUUUUAUAUUUCUGUAUGGGAGACCCCCUAGGGGGGUCCCAGGGGGGUAACACUAGCAUGGGUGGGUCAGCCCUCCAAAGUUA
Wyeomyia smithii (pitcher-plant mosquito) is the source of this 3357-nucleotide messenger RNA. RefSeq lists its product as uncharacterized. The transcript has 2 exons. NCBI's taxonomy places the organism in Eukaryota, Metazoa, Arthropoda, Insecta, Diptera, Culicidae. The record is from RefSeq and is a predicted model, not a curated record. Bases 1866 to 2636 code for a protein of 256 amino acids.